AUGGCGAGUGUGGCGUCAUGUCAGGCGUCUCCGGGCUGUUUGUUGAAGCCACCUGGCAACCUGCUGGCUCUGCGGCCAUGCCCCCCUGUGCGGGCCCCUGGCCGUGCAUGGCCCCCCUUCCCGUCCCAUCCCCCACUCCGGCCAGGGAGAAGCCUGGGCUGUCUCUCCUGCAGGCAGAGGCUGAUCCGUUCGUCUCUCGCAGCCAGGGUCCAGUUCCCCUUCCACACCUGCGACCUGCGGAUAGACGGGGACUGCUUCCUGGUUUCCUCUGAGGCAGACACGUACUAUGGAGCCAAAGCUAAAUGCCAGGAGAAAGGAGCGAUGCUGGCCCACAUCAGAAAUCAGAAAGUGCAGGACAUCCUGGCCUUUUACCUGGGGAGGCUGGAGCUCACCAAUGAGGUGACGGAGCCGGAUUUCGAGACCCGCAACUUCUGGAUCGGUCUGACCUACAAAACCUCCAAGGACUUGUUCCGCUGGGACACGGGGACCCGAGACACCUUCACCAGCUCCGGCGCCCUUACUGCAAUAGCGGGUGGUAAUCAGCUUCCUUUCAGGCUGACUGACAGAACAAUUGCACCUGUGGAAACCAGGCACUGCCCAAAGCCUAGGCUGCUGAGAAUUGGUGUGGUGGCAGUUGUGGGGGUACGUCUGUGA
This is a messenger RNA of Pelodiscus sinensis (Chinese soft-shelled turtle), 654 nucleotides long. NCBI's taxonomy places the organism in Eukaryota, Metazoa, Chordata, Testudines, Trionychidae. The record is from RefSeq and is a predicted model, not a curated record.